AUGCUUUCAAUAUAGGGAUGCUUUGAGAAGUGGGUUGAAUUGCACUUGCAAAUCAAGGAUAGGAUAUUGCUCGUUGGCUUAAUGAGACAAGAAUGGAUGAAGAGUGGAAAACGCUUCAGGUAGGGUUAAAUUGGUCAUAUCAGCAUUGAAUAUUAAUAAAUGAUAAUUAUUUUUAAUUACCUAAUCUCAAUCGUGCUAUGUGAAUUUCAAAAUGGGUAUUAUAUAGAGUAGAAUGAGACAAUAAAAAUAUUUCACGGACUCAAUCUUAAUGAUUAUCCUUUAACAAAAAUAAGCGACGAUGAUUUAAUUGCACUUUCAAAAAUUGGAUUCAAUCUUCUAAGAAUUUCUGUUUUCUUUGAUCAACUAAUCCCUUUUAAGCCUACAUCUCAAAACAACGUAACCUACAAUUCUACAUAUUUAACUGAUUUGGAACACAUUGUUUAAUAAGCGAAGAAAAAUAAUUUUUCUGUUAUUUUGGUUGCAGAUCAAGUAUUGCUGAGCAAGCAAUUCUGUGGAUAUGGGUUUCCAGAUUGGGCAAUUCAAAGGACAAACUUUCCAGUUCCUUAUGAUAAUAAUGGGAAAAUAAAAUUUGAUCUGUAUCCCAACAAAGAUCAAUGCUCAACGAAUUUUGAUUCCUUCCUUAAAACUGACGAUGUCGGCAGCAAUUUUGAAAAUCUCUACAAGAACACGAACAACUUAACUGAAUACUUCGGAUUAUUUUGGUAAAAGAUAGCUGAAAAGAUGAAGAAUGAAGAGAAUGUCCUUGGGUAUGACCUUCUGAACAACCCACAAUGCGGUAAUUAUUAUAAGACUUACUAUUAAUGCAUUUGGCCAGGAUGGAACAAUAGACAAUUGAUAAUGCCAUUCUAUUAGAAGGUGAGUUCAUACAUAAGGGAAGUGGAGAAGUCGAAAAUUGUAUUCUAUUAGACACAAGACACAGAUUUUAUAGGAUCAGGAUUCGAUGACAAUGUAAAUGGAAAUGAAUAUCGCAAGAGGGAAGCCUACAGUUAUAGAAUCACCUACAAAUCGAAUUACUUCAAGGAACUAGCAACCAAUUUGAAUUAUUAUUCAAUGUGGUUUGAAAUUCAUGUCGGCAAACAUGCCUAAGUUCCAACAUUCUUGUCUGAAUUCAGUGGCACUGAUGAAUAUCUUUUAACCCGAUUACUCAAUUAUGCAGAUUAUUUCCAAUCCUCUUGGACAUACAAGGGAAGCAUAUAACAAGCACUGAAGUUGGAUGCAUUAAAAAGACCGUAUGCUUAAUCCAUUUGUGCUGAAUAAGUUUUCCAUCAUCAAUACGAUUCAAUCAAUCAAGUAUUCAAAUUGCAAUUCAAAUUCAAAAGUAACUGCUCCACACUUUUGUUUCUGCCUUACGAUUACGGAUAUUCAUGUAGCAAUUGCAUUUUGAGAUAGUACGACAAACGAAUCUUCGAGAUCAAACUGACAAUUAGUACAUAGCAACAACAGUAGGUGAAUAUAAUCAUAUGGAGGAAAAAAGUGUGA
Molecule: messenger RNA, 1500 nt
Organism: Paramecium tetraurelia
Lineage: Eukaryota; Ciliophora; Oligohymenophorea; Peniculida; Parameciidae
Exons: 2
Molecular function (GO): hydrolase activity, hydrolyzing O-glycosyl compounds
Source: RefSeq, a predicted model, not a curated record